AAAUAAAUCCAUAUCUAAAAAAAAGUAAACUAAAUGUUGACAAAAAUUAUUAAUAGUACCUAAAAGACAUUAAAAUUAUAUUUGCCUAAAUACAAAUUCCAUAAAACACCUCAUUUAAAUUCGGAAUUAUCUAAAUUUAACGAUUCUUUCGUUGCCGGAUGUAACGCUGAAUAUUUAGAGUAAGUAUUCAACUAAUGGAUAGAAGACUCUUCUUCAGUCCACUCAUCUUUCGAUUGUUAUUUCAAGAAUUUAAUCAGAGGAGUUGAUGCAUAAAAUGCAUUUUAACUUCCACCUUAAGAUGUAACAAAACCUCUGCCUAUAUCAACUGAUUAUAGUUUAAAAUUAGUUAUUUCUGAUAAUAUUAAAGCUAGAUUAAUAAUAGAUGAAUAUCGUCGAAAUGGACAUGUAGUUGCAGAUUUAGAUCCUUUACAAAUGAAAGACGAAUUAGCAAAAGCUGGUAAAUCUAAAUUUUAAGUUGAACCAAAAUUAAGUCAUAAAGAUUAUGGUUUUACUGAUUAGGAUUUAAAUAAAGAAAUAUAUAUAAAAGAUAAUAGAAUUUUAGGUAUUACAAAUACUUAGAAAUCAUCUUGGAUAUUAAAAGAUUUAUUAGAUACUUUAAAAAAAAUAUAUUGUGGAAAAAUAGGUUAUUAAUACUUACAUUUAAGCAAUAUUGAUGAAAAAAACUGGAUUAGAGACUAAAUAGAAAAUCAUGACUCUUUUAAGCCUACACCUGAAUAAUUGAGAAAAACAGCUGACCGAUUAUGCCGAGAUUAUUCAUUUGUCGAAUUUUUAAACCAUCAUUUCAGUACUUCUAAGCGUUUUGGUUCUGAAGGAUGUGAUUCUUUUAUAUCUGGUUUAGGCGCUUUAAUAGAUCAUGCUGCUGAAAAGAAGGUAGAGCAUGUUGUAAUUGGAAUGGCUCAUAGAGGGAGAUUAAAUAUGCUAUUUUCAGUCUUAAAAAAGCCCGCAGAUAAUAUACUUGCUGAGUUCUAAGAUAUUAAAGUAGCUGAAUACGAUGAAGAGAACUGGGGUAACUCUGGAGACGUAAAAUACCACUUAGGAACUACUCACGAUAAACACUACGAAGAAUUAAACCACACCAUUAGGUUAAGUAUAUUAGCAAAUCCAUCCCAUUUAGAAGCCGUAAACCCCGUUGUUUACGGUAAAUUAAGAUGCAUAUAAGAUGCCAUAAAAGACAAUUCAGGUGACCGAUCUGUAGGCGUAUUAAUACACGGUGAUGCUGCUUUUUCGGGCCAAGGAAUAGUUUAUGAGUCUAUAUAAAUGCACGAUUUAAAAGACUACGAUAAUGGAGGAAUUAUUCAUAUAGUAGUGAAUAAUUAAAUUGGGUUUACUACAUAUCCAGGAGAUUCGAGAAGUACUUUAUAUUGUACUGAUAUUGCAGAAACAGUUUAAGCUCCUAUUUUUCAUGUAAAUGCAGAUGAACCGGAAUCGGUUGAUGCUAUUAUUAGAUUAGCGAUGGAUUAUAGACAUAAAUUUAAAAAAGAUGUAGUUGUAGAUAUUAUUGGUUAUAGAAAAUUCGGGCAUAAUGAAUUAGAUUAACCUGCUUAUACAUAACCUCAGAUGUAGAAGAUUAUUAAUUAGAAAAAACCAGUUUAUUUACAGUUUAUGGAAAAAAUGUUAAAUCAAGGUAUUAUUACUAAAGAAUAAGAAAAAGAAAGAAGAGAUUACUAUGAAAAAAUACUCAAAGAAGCCUACGCGAAUUCAAGAUAAGAAAAAAUUUCACCAAAUGAAUGGGUAAUGAAACCUUGGGAAGAAAUUAGAUUACCAAAAUUAUGGGGCAGUGUAAAAGAUACAGGUGUAGAUAUAAACGUUUUAAAAGAAAUAUCCUAAAAAAUUAACACACUCCCUUCAGAAUUAAAUGUACAUAAAUAAAUAGCUAAAGUAUAUGCUUAAAGAAGAGAUUCAAUUGAAAAACUGGAAGAUAAAAUAGACUUUUCAACUGCAGAAUAAUUAGCUUUUGGUUCUUUGUUAUAUGAAGGAUAUGGCUUAAGAAUAAGUGGUUAGGAUGUCGAAAGAGGUACUUUUUCAUAAAGACAUGCUAAAGUAAAUGAUUAAAAAGUUGAUAGAUAGAAAUAUUGUCCUUUAUCUUAAUUAUUAAGCGAAUAAGAUAGGUAAAUAAAUAAGUUGACAAUUGCAAAUUCUCAUCUUUCUGAAUUUGGAGUUUUAGGUUUUGAAUAUGGUUAUAGUAUAGCAAACCCUAAUAAUUUAGUAAUAUGGGAGGCCUAAUUUGGUGAUUUUGCAAAUGGAGCGUAGAUUAUGAUUGAUAAUUUUAUUGCUUCGGGUGAAUCUAAGUGGAAAUAAUAGACUGGAUUAGUAAUUAAUUUACCUCAUGGUAUGGAUGGCUAAGGACCAGAGCAUUCUUCAGCUAGAAUGGAAAGAUUUUUAUAACUUUCUGAUGAUGAUGUAUAAAAUUUCUUGCUUAGGAAAAAUAGAUUGAAAAAAUAAUCCGUAGAAAUUAAUCUAUAAUUAAUUUAUUGUAGUACUGCAGCUAAUUAUUUCCAUGCCUUAAGAAGAUAGAUUAGAAGGCCUUUUAGAAAGCCACUUGUCAAUUUAUUUUCGAAGAGAUUAUUAAGAUUCUAAGGGGCUACAAGUUCUCUAUAAGAAUUUAAAGAAGGAAAUAGAUUUGUAACUGUUUAUGAUGAGCAAUACCCUAAUGAUAUUGAAGAGUUUUCUAAAAUUAAAAAGGUAGUCUUAUGUAGCGGUUAGGUUUAUUAUGAUAUUUUAGAAAGAAGACAAUAAAAUAAAAUAUAAGAUACAUCUAUUAUUAGAUUAGAAUAAUUUUCUCCUUUCCCAUAUGAACAUUUAAAAGUUAUCAUUUAAAAAUAUAAUAAUGCCAAGUUUAUUUAUUGUUAAGAAGAACAUGAAAACUAAGGUGGAUGGAUCUUUUCUAGGCCAAGAAUUAAAGUUGUUUUAAAUGAAUUAUAUAAAGAAAACAAAAUUAAAUAUACUGAUUUGGAAUAUAUAGGAAGACCUUCUAAUUGUUCAUCAGCUACUGGAUCUAAUUCUAAACAUAAAUAAGAAUUAAAUAUACUAUUAACCAAAUUAUAUGAAAAAAAUUGA
Molecule: messenger RNA, 3078 nt
Organism: Ichthyophthirius multifiliis
Lineage: Eukaryota; Ciliophora; Oligohymenophorea; Hymenostomatida
Exons: 7
Biological process (GO): tricarboxylic acid cycle
Cellular component (GO): mitochondrion; oxoglutarate dehydrogenase complex
Molecular function (GO): thiamine pyrophosphate binding; oxoglutarate dehydrogenase (succinyl-transferring) activity
Source: RefSeq, a predicted model, not a curated record